ACCCACAUGUUGGUUGUUGGGCGUGUCGCAAGGCGUGGUCAGAAAAACAUGAAGUCCAUCGACAAGUUUGUUCGUGAUCAAAGAGCAAAGAAAGCUCUGUACCUCAUCAAGAAAUACAAUCUCCCGUUGAUCAGAGCGAUAGCCUCGCGUAUGAACCACACCAUGUCCGUCGCCAUUGAUCUUUUAGACAUUAACGUCAUUCCCGAGAGGGUUUACAGUGAAUUCUCAAAGACGGUCAAUCAGUGUGACCCAUUGGUGGACAUGAUUUUCGCUUCUUCCCUCAUGUCUCGUGUACGAGUAGCUCUUCAGAGGGACCCAGAGUCUUUUCCUAUCAUUAUGAACUCUUUUAGGAAGCACUCGCCUUUGAACGAGGUUGUAGUUCGAAUGGAAAAAGAAUAUUAUGGUGAGAAUUACUAUGCCACUCCCAUAUAUGUAAUACUGUCAGUUGCUGGUAGUGUCUUAGUUGGACUAUUAGCUAUUAUACUGGCUUAUAUUUUAUGGCCCUCAUCAUCAGCUGUUCAAUGUACUGAUGUUUUUCACAAUCAGACACUAAUACAGAAACUAGCUUCAGUGGACAUUGCUAAUUUGACGUCGUGUUGGUCGCAGUAUGAUGAAGGGAUCAAGCUGUUAGAGAACUAUAAAAUUUGGUGCAAUCAAACCCAAUUACAAACUGAUGAGUCACCUAUUACUAAUGAAACAAGACUUUAUCUACAAGACUGGUGUAAGAUUGUGGAUAGCAUAUCAUUGGAACUGAGUUCUGUCUCUACUGAGAAUGGGAAUGAGUCUACAGAAGACCUCACCAAUGUUUGGUGCAGGGACGAUAUUAUCACUUUGCUUGAGUGUUUAAAGAGUAUGUCUACUACAUCAUAAUGAUUUUUUAUUAUUAUAAAAAAAUAAAAUGAAUA
Molecule: messenger RNA, 905 nt
Organism: Amphimedon queenslandica
Lineage: Eukaryota; Metazoa; Porifera; Demospongiae; Haplosclerida; Niphatidae
Exons: 3
Coding region: 7-870 (287 amino acids)
Source: RefSeq, a predicted model, not a curated record